AUGGCUGACCAAAACAAGAUGCAUAAUUUGACAACGUUGAUCAAGAGGCUCGAAGCUGCCACGUCCCGGUUGGAGGAUAUAGCAGGCUCCGUCGAUGGUGCAGCACCAAACGCACUUCAAGCUGCUAACAGUAGAGGAACUGAGACCUCAAGCGUGGCGGCGCAAUCACAAACGACCAUAACUCCCAUCCCCGAAGAGAAACCAGCAGAACCACUACCUAGACAAAUAGAAGAGUUUGAUGGGCUUAUAGAAGGAGAUGUCGCAGCUUUCGUUCAAGCAGCGGCUCAAAUAGGAGGUCUUCCAGAGCAACAAGCCAGAGCCGUACAGAGCGCAUUCCAAGCAGAACGAAACUUCCUGCUCAUGACUACCAAGGCGAAGAAGCCAGAUCCUAUGAAGCCGGAAAUUAUUGCUGAGAUUCACAAGUAUAUUUCGGAGGUUGACGAGCUUAAGGAGACGAACAGAGCCUCACCAUUCUUCACCCACCUGAGUAUGGUUUCGGAAGGAAUCGUUGGUCUGGGAUGGAUCAUGGAGACUAGACCUGCCGACUAUGUAGUCUCGGCUUUAGGCGGUGCUCAGUACAACGGCAACAAAGUGCUUAAGGAGUACAAAGAGAAGGAUCCAAACCACGUCAAAUAUGUUCGAGCUUAUGAGAAGGUCUUCAAGUCGUUGGCUACCUACUGCAAGGAGCACUUCAAAACUGGUCUGACAUGGAACAACAAGGAUGGCAUAGAUGCUAUGGAAGCUCUAAACCAGAUACAGUCAGGUGCUCAGACUCCAAAAGCCAGCCAACAAACCAGCGCAGGAGGUCCUCCGCCUCCACCACCGCCACCUCUGCCAGUGUUCGACGACAACGGCAUCCCUGGCCCACCACCUCUGCCUGCUGCUGCAACGGCCGCAAAAGGCGGCGAUAUGACGGCUGUGUUUGAUCAGCUAAAUCAAGGUGAUGGAGUUACGAAAGGCCUCAGAAAGGUCGAUAGAUCAGAAAUGACACACAAAAAUCCUUCUCUAAGAGCCGGCAGCGCUGUGCCACAAAGAAGUGCAUCCCAGACAUCAUUAGGCUCCGGCCGAUCGAAAUCACCCAUGCCCGCCAGAAAGCCAGAGAGCCUAAAGGGCAAGAAACCGGGAAAGAAAGAGCUUGAUGGUCAGAAAUGGAUUGUAGAGAACUUUGAUAACACUGGCAACGAGAUCAUCGAGAUACCGGCAGAGCUUAACCACAGCAUCCUCAUCACAAAAUGCACCAAAUGCAUCAUAAAAGUCAAUGGCAAGGCAAACGCGAUCUCUAUCGACAAUUGCUCAGGCCUGUCUAUACUCGUCGAAUCUCUGGUGUCGAGCAUAGACGUUAUCAAAUCGCCGAAAUUCGCGAUUCAGGUCGAUGGGGUUUUGCCAACUAUCAUGCUAGAUCAGGUUGAUGGAGGUCAAAUAUACCUUCAAGAGGCAAGUAUGAGGGCUCCGCCCGAGAUCUUCACCAGCAAGUGCAGCUCGAUCAACAUCGUCACGCCUCCAACCAACGAUCAGGACGACAGCAAGGAAUCACCCUUGCCUGAGCAGCUGAGAAGCUACUUUCGAAAUGGGAGGUUACACACCGAAAUUGUGGAGCAUGCUGGUUAG
This is a messenger RNA of Lithohypha guttulata, 1608 nucleotides long. RefSeq names its product suppressor of rasval19 (gene SRV2). The record is from RefSeq and is a predicted model, not a curated record. Gene Ontology annotation, molecular function: adenylate cyclase binding; actin binding. Gene Ontology annotation, biological process: cytoskeleton organization; actin filament organization. The coding region runs from base 1 to 1608 and encodes 535 amino acids. Lineage: Eukaryota; Fungi; Ascomycota; Eurotiomycetes; Chaetothyriales; Trichomeriaceae. The transcript has 4 exons. Gene Ontology annotation, cellular component: cytoplasm.